AUGACCACCAGCGUCGUGACCCAGGCUCCUGAGGCACCCGUGUGCUCGCAGGAAGUAGCCCAAGCUGAAGCUGUUGUGCCCCCGAGAGAGAAGAGCUCUGGAUCAGAUGAGACACAAGUAGAGACUGGGUCUCCUGAAACGACAGAGUUCAAAGAGGGCGGUUAUGGCUGGGUUGUGACCAUAGCGGUUCUCCUCAUUAAUGCCCAUACCUGGGGACUGAACUCAUCUUAUGCAGUUUUCCUUGCCUACUAUCUACGGUCAGGGACGAUUACCGGCGCUUCACCGCUUGCUUUCGCCUUUGUGGGCGGUCUCUCUAUCUCAACAUCCAUGCUGGUAUCUCCCAUUGUCACCUGGUCUAUUGGCAAGUUUGGGACCUCCCUAACCCUCCGGUGUGGCGUUGUCCUUGAGGCGGUCUCUUUCAUCUGUGCUUCCUUUUCUACCCAUGUUUGGCACCUCCUCCUCAGCCAAGGCCUCUGUUUUGGAAUAGGCCUUGGGUUUUGCUUCAUCUCCACAGGUGGUGUUGUUCCGCAGUGGUUCGUUAAAAAACGCUCCUUUGCCAACGCCGUCGCCACUUGUGGUUCUGGCUUUGGCGGGCUCACUUAUUCACUGGCCACAAACUCCAUGAUUUCCAACCUUGGCCUGGCCUGGGCAUUUCGCAUCUUGGCUAUCGUCUCAUUUGUAGUGAAUGGUGUGUGCAGCAUCCUUGUCAAAGACAGGAAUAAGGCUGUCGGAGCGAUUGUUGUGCCCUUCCAUAAGGGCUUACUCAAGAACCUCGACUACUGGUUAUACCUGGGCUGGGGCUUCUUCUCUCUCAUUGCCUACGUAAUUGUCGUCUUUUCUCUCACGGAUUAUUCUCAAUCUGUAGGAUUUACAGCGAGUCAAGGAUCACUCGCUGCUGCUAUAUUCAACUUGUCCCAGGGCCUUGGAAGGCCGUUGAUUGGUCUCGCUAGUGAUCGGCUCGGGAGAAUCAAUGUCGGCGCACUUGGAAAUCUGAUUGCAGGCCUUGCCGCUUACUUCCUUUGGAUCUUUGCUGGUAAAUACUUUGGUGGCUUGAUCGUCUAUGCCUUGUUUGGCAUGUUUGCUGGCAACAUCUGGCCCUGUGUUGCGCCAGUUGGAGUCGAGGUUGUUGGCUUACAAUUGUUGCCAGCUGGUACUGUCACUCAAAUGCAUCCCCCCGAGAUUAUCCUCGAGAAAUGGCUGGCGCUAAUAUUCCCUGCAGCGUUAUCUCUAUACUGUGCUGAAGUUAUCGGCCUAAGCCUCCGGACAUCGGGCAUUUAUGCAUACCUUAAUGUUCAAGCCUUCACAGGAACAAUGUUUGUGGUCUCGUUCUUGUUCUAUGCCGGAAAAUCCAACAACUGGAUCUACUGGGUCUAG
This is a messenger RNA of Thermochaetoides thermophila DSM 1495, 1374 nucleotides long. RefSeq names its product putative monocarboxylic acid transmembrane transporter protein. Gene Ontology annotation, biological process: transmembrane transport. Lineage: Eukaryota; Fungi; Ascomycota; Sordariomycetes; Sordariales; Chaetomiaceae. The transcript is spliced from 7 exons. Bases 1 to 1374 code for a protein of 457 amino acids. The record is from RefSeq and is a predicted model, not a curated record. Gene Ontology annotation, molecular function: transmembrane transporter activity.